AACAAGUCGCCGUCAAUUAUUUGGAGACGAUUACGACUUGGGCACUGAUGGUGAGGAGGGACUCCUACUCGUGCGCUGCUCCUCCCUCCUCGAGGACGGCUGGCUUGCUUUUUACGGAUCUCACUGGAAACGAGCAUUUCUACUCGAGAUAUGAAGCUCUAGACUUGCAUAUAAAGUGGUCUUAUACAUCUCAACAGUUCUACACGAGAAAAAAUUUGCAGAGGAAAGUUUUAAGAGACGAACGAGGAAGGGAUCGAAGAUUCGAAAGUGUUGUGGACUCGACCACUUGGCAAGGCUCGAGAAAAUUUCGCUUUCGACGGUGUUCAGAAGAAGCUAAAAGCUGGGACACGGAGAAUGGCAAACUUUCUCCGCAAUUUUCCUUCUGCACUGACAUCGCAGCCACGGCAAAGCCGGAAUAAAUCUCCUCGCUGCGCCGAAUCGCCUCCUCCUCCUGCUGCUGCUGCUCCUCCUCCUCCCGCUCCUCCUGCAGCUCAUCGGCCUCUCGCUCAUUCCAGUCUGCGGUGCCCGAGGUGAGCCUUUUACGCUCCAUCAUUGUCACCGCGGGGGGUGAUGGUGCUGGUGUGCGCAAGGACCGAAGGCGUCGGGGUUCAGUGCGAGACUCGGAGCCGCUCGCUGGUACCCCCUCCCCUCCCCUCCCCUCCCCUGCUCCGGAGCUGGGAGCACCCCUGCCUUGGCCCCCAACGUGUUGCUCUACCCCCCGUGCUCUUGUCCCUCCCUUCUCUC
Marchantia polymorpha subsp. ruderalis is the source of this 744-nucleotide messenger RNA. Lineage: Eukaryota; Viridiplantae; Streptophyta; Marchantiopsida; Marchantiales; Marchantiaceae. The record is from the annotation of a GenBank genome assembly.